This is a messenger RNA of Rhipicephalus sanguineus (brown dog tick), 2302 nucleotides long. Its product is annotated as cytochrome b5 reductase 4. Gene Ontology annotation, molecular function: heme binding; oxidoreductase activity. Bases 16 to 2286 code for a protein of 756 amino acids. Gene Ontology annotation, cellular component: endoplasmic reticulum. The transcript is spliced from 16 exons. Gene Ontology annotation, biological process: generation of precursor metabolites and energy; superoxide metabolic process. The record is from RefSeq and is a predicted model, not a curated record. NCBI's taxonomy places the organism in Eukaryota, Metazoa, Arthropoda, Arachnida, Ixodida, Ixodidae.
GUAGGGAAGAAGGAAAUGGCCGGAUGGGGGCGCUCUGUGUGUUCACGACGCGCCGCUGCCGGGCCUGGGGCCGCCGCCUGGGCUGCCGCGGUGGCGGCGGGCGAUCAACACACACACGCACGCUCGCACGCGCCGGGAAGCGGUUUUCGGGACGCAGCAGGCAGGAGCUGGCUCCGUUCACCUCGUGUGUGUGCGUGUUGUGCCGUGUGUUUGCUCUGUCGCGGGCCAUUCUCGCGCGGCGCUCGCUCGCCUCGCUGUUUCACCCGUCCUCCUGCAGCACAGCAGCGCGCCGGCGGCACCACGCCUGGGACACCCGCUGUCAAGCUGGGGUGCAACGAGUCCCGGUGCGUGGCCUGCCCCGGCAAAAGAAAGAACAAAGUGCGCAGCCAGCUGCCGCAGGGGGCAAAGGUCGAUGGAACUGCGUUACAGCGGCAGCAGCAACUGCAGGGCACGAGGGGACCUGACCCCAUGAACACCAGUGCCAACAGCCUCGCGCCCGGAGAUCCCAACAUGUCGGCCACUGGAUCCGGGCGUGUCAAGGUUUCCCUUGGCCCCGGCCGAUCUCUCAUGGACUGGAUCCGGUUGACCCAUGCCAAUCCAAACCUCUCUGGAGUCAACGGCCGCUUUCUGGAGGUCACUUACGAGGAGCUGAUGAAGCACAAUAAAAAGGAUGAUGCCUGGAUUUGCCUAAAAGGUCGUGUGUACAAUGUUACUCCAUACAUGGAAUACCACCCUGGUGGUGUAGACGAGCUACUCAAGGGUGUCGGGAAGGAUGCCACUGACCUGUUCAACCAGGUUCACAAGUGGGUGAACUUUGAGUCCAUGCUCGAGAAGUGCCUCAUUGGCAAGGUUGUUGGCCCUGCCAUUCAAGUUCGUAAAUCUAGUUUUCCAGUGCCAAGGAUACCAUUUAUCAAGAAACUGCAAAGGACCGACACAGCAACCUCAGAAGAUGUUCCAGACAUCAGUGAAGGGACAUCACCUAAGCCGGCUGUUAGUUUAAAAGGGCCCUUCAGCACUUCUCAGCAGAGUUGUGGAACGUACUACUCGGUAUUGAAGGGCAUCCUUUCACGAAUAUCCUCCUGCAAGAAGUAUUUGAAUGCUUUGAAUACGAGUGGAAUCGCUGGCAAUCAGAGCUUAUCCUUCAGACCUUCCGCGAUGUUCCCGCGGUUUCUUCCACAAUGGGGGUGGCUGUGGAAGAGCAGGUCGUUGCCUUCAGUGCUCAGCCCACGCUACGAGUGGUUUCAAGAUGACUCUACGGUCACUAUCACCAUCCAGUCCAUGGGCGAUGCGAUCAUCGAAGAAGAUAAAGUUGUGGCGGACCUAUCAGGGAAGACUCUUCGGAUACGAAUUCGGCUCUCGAAAUAUUUUUACCUUUUUCAUGUUGAAUUGCAAGAUAAUGUGUAUAGUAGCUAUAAUGUCCAGGUAAAGUGCAAGCUAAAAUGCCUGGAAACCCAGCUAGUGAAGGAAAAAAAUUGCGUCUCCUGGUCCUCCCUGGGCUCCUUUUUAGCCGACCACAACCAGCUAGUGCCUUUGAAAAACGUUGAGAGCUUUUCCCGUAGUUGCACCCUAGUGAAUAAAGACAGCGUGACUCAUGACAUCACAUUGUUCAGCUUUGCACUACCGCAAGGUUCAUAUAUGUGGGUGCCCGUUGGGCAUCACGUGACACUUGAGCAUGAUGUGAAAGGAAUGCGGAUAUCUCGGAGCUACACCCCGGUCAUCCCCGCACUGAAAGCCGACGAGGAAGGGAGUGACGGAAAGACAGUACACCUGAUGAUCAAGGUCUAUCCUGAUGGAGCCCUGACUCCCGUGCUGAACACCCUCGAAAUCGGUGACAAAGUUGACAUGAAGGACACGGAAGGCGACUUUGAACUGUCAACGUUGCAGAGGUGUCAGAACCUCGUUCUCCUUGCUGCUGGGACAGGCUUCACGCCCAUGGUGCGGCUAAUGCAUUGGGGGAUCUUCAUCUCCAGGCAAAUUAAUAUAAGUUUGAUGACAUUCAACAAGACUGUCAGAGACAUCAUUUGGAAAGAGGAGCUCGAUCGCCUACAGGCGCAGCAUAAUCGACUGCGUGUGGAGCACAUACUCUCGGAACCUGACGAUUCCUGGGAAGGCUCCCGAGGCCGCGUGAGGAGUGAGCUGCUGGAGCCGCUGCUUCCCGAAGACAUCCGGCAGAGCGACUCUCUGCUUGUGUGCAUAUGCGGUCCGCUGCCAUUUACCAAGGCUGCGCUGAAGUGCCUGGAAGACCUACAGUGUCCUUCGAAGUCCGUGCAUGCUUUUCUCGGUUGAAGGACAGCAAGCAGUA